Molecule: messenger RNA, 6347 nt
Organism: Vollenhovia emeryi
Lineage: Eukaryota; Metazoa; Arthropoda; Insecta; Hymenoptera; Formicidae
Product: allatostatin-A receptor-like
Exons: 4
Coding region: 2213-3475 (420 amino acids)
Biological process (GO): G protein-coupled receptor signaling pathway
Cellular component (GO): plasma membrane
Molecular function (GO): peptide binding; neuropeptide Y receptor activity
Source: RefSeq, a predicted model, not a curated record
AGUGCCAUGUUGUCCCACGAUUACGUGUUUUUCAGGGUAAAUUACAAAAGAAAAUUCUCUCCGUGCAGAUGCUCGCUCAUCGCCGUUGGCCGAAAUUGCAAAUCCAAAUAUUUUUAUCAACGUCUAACAUUGCUUUAUAACAUUGUUUUAUAACAUUGACAGCAUCUAAUAUUACUGUAUCUAUUAUAACAUUCGUACAAUAUUAUAUACCUGACUUGUUUUUCGAAAUACGUCCGAAGUCUUUCUAAGCUAUCGCUUUUCCUGCGAUUGAUUCGACCUAACGUAUGUUACGGAAAAGAUGUAGCGUGCACCGAGUCUAUGCUUUUAGCUGCGGUUCACUUGAUGCUGCAAAUGCUUCAAAGCUUUCUUGCUCUAAAGAAAAGAGGAGGAGGAGAAGAAGAAGAAGAAGAACGCGCCAACGCAUUUGCAGCGUCAAGUGGAUCGCAGUCUUCUACGUCUAUGGAUUAGAAAUCGGACGGUUGUAAAACUGGGAAACUUCGAAGUGCCCGCGGGCGACGGCCGAAGGGCGGGGGCAAAGUCCCCGAACAUUCUUACGUUCACGCGUAUUAAACAAAAGCGACGUCGCUGCCGAAGGCAGUCGCGAACAGUCGCGCGCGGCGCGUACACGUGUGUAUGUAAACAAGACUCAAUCGCGAUGUUUUUUUGCUACUACGAUCCUUCGUCGCGCGCGUAGUGAACUAGUUAGUACGUAGAAGUCUGUGGUUGUCUCCCGUCGCGUCGAUCGCGAGUUCGCGUGUCGUAAAAGAAAAGAUCGCCGUCAAUCCAUUCGAAAAUCGCGGGCGGAAGAGAGCCAGCCAGAAACAAUUCGACAUCGAUCGACGAGCAAAUACAUUUCUCGCUGGGAAGACGUGUGUGAAAGUGACCUGAGUCUGUGAAAGUGAAAGAGUCCCGUGAGAGAGGAAUCCUGCAGAUUUCAAGAAUCCAGCGGGACAGUUUCGACCGAUAGACUUGUUAAUCCCUGGAAUUUAACCCAGGAAACAUAGAACAUUGCCGCGAUAUUGCAGCAACGUUACAGCGAUACUGCAAUUCCCGGUGUUACUUCCGCAAAGCGCGAUUUUAGUUAUUGCCUGCCUCUCCGCGAUAUUCGUAAUUGGCGGUACAUCGCGACUCGCGCGACGACGUGAAGUUGCCGGCGCGUCCCUCGCCGCGGCAACUUCAUUCCGAUCGACGUCCGCGGAGGCGAACAGUGCGCGCUACGCGAUGCGGUGUGUUUCGCGCGGUUUUCGCGUAUUUCUUCGUCCCGCGUGCACCGCGCACGCACAGAGAAACACGGGAGAGUCGUCCAAAGUGUCGGGAGGGUCGCGUGAAUUACGGCGUCGCGUAUAAAUGGCGCGAUCGCGAUCGCGCGGGCGAGCGGCACAGUCGGCGGGUGAAUCGACAACGUAUCGUCUUCGGUUCGUACGCUCGUUUGUUCGCGUUUACAGAGAUUCGUGGCGUUGUUUUUUUUCGAUGCGUUCCAUUCCCGCGAAACGGGAUAGUUGCUUCUUUGCGAUGUCCGAAUCCGCGGUCUGUAUAUUGCGACUCGCGCGUCGGCGUGAAGUUGCCGGCGCGUCCCUCGCCGCGAGACGCGCGGCAACUUCGCUCCGAUCGACGUCCGCGGAGGCGAACAGUGCGCGCUACGCGAUGCGGUGUGUUUCGCGCGGAUUUCGCGUAUUUCUUCGUCCCGCGUGCACCGCGCACGCACAGAGAAACACGGGAGAGUCGUCCAAAGUGUCGGGAGCGUCGCGUGAAUUACGGCGUCGCGUAUAAAUGGCGGGGGCGAGCGAAACAGUCGGCGGGUGAAUCGACAACGUAUCGUCUUCGGUUCGUACGCUCGUUUGUUCGCGUUUACAGAGACUCGUGGCGUUGUUUUUUUCUCUUUUCGAUGCGUUUCAUUCCCGCGGAGCGUGAUAGUUGCUUCUUUGCGAUGUCCGAAUCCGCGGUCUGUAUAUUGCGACUCGCGCGUCGGCGUGAAGUUGCCGGCGCGUCCCUCGCCGCGAGACGCGCGACAACUUCGCUCCGAUCGACGUCCGCGAGCGUGAACACACCGCGAUGCGGCGGGUUUCGCGUAUUUCUUCGUCCCGCGUGCACCGCGCACGCAGUGAGAGACACGGGAGUGCCGUGUGAAUUACCGCGCCGCGUUUAAUUAGCGCGAUCGUGUUCGCGCCAACGGGGUGUCCGGAGCAGCGGAGCAGCAGUCGGCGCAUGGACAAUGGCGGCAUAUCAUCGCCGAACUCUCAACGAUCGAAAUAUAAUCCCUUAUGAGAUCAGCAACAACGAAAGUUACAUGAACAACGAAACUCUGCUUUACAACGUGUCAUUGAGUGAAGAUUAUAUCUUCGACAGGACCGACGUGAAAGUAAUUUUCAUCACUUUAUACACCAUCGUAUUCGUCUGCUGUUUCUUCGGCAACCUGAUGGUGAUUUUCGUGGUGACGUUCUCCCGCCGAUUGCGCAGCAUCACAAAUUUCUUCCUGGCGAAUCUGGCGGUGGCGGACUUUUGCGUCGGCAUAUUCUGCGUCUACCAGACACUCACCAACUACUUGAUGAACAGCUGGCAGCUGGGCGACUUCCUCUGCAAGGUGUACAUGUUCGUGCACGCGCUCUCGUACACCGCCAGCAUACUAAUCCUCGUGGUAGUGUGCACCGAACGUUAUCUGGCCAUCGUUCACCCUAUCAAGUGCCGAUCCAUGCUGACCAGGAGACGCCUCAGAAUGGUGAUAGGUGUGGUAUGGAUUCUGGCGGCCGUGUACGCCUCGCCCAGAUUUUUCUACGUUGAGACCAUCAGCAAUCGUCUCAACAACGGCGACGUCGACAUCAUCUGCAUAGCGAAUAUCAAGAAGCACAACAAAAACGUUCUGGACGUCGUGAAUCUCGUCUUCCUCUACCUCAUACCGCUCUUCCUCAUGUGCUGUCUCUACACCAGGAUCGCCAUAGGUCUCUGGAGGAGCAGCGCGACCCUCGGAGGACCCGGUCUGGUCGCCAAGAGCAAAAAUGGUAGAGUACAUCAUGUGCACACGUCCAGCAGAAACGUACUGAAGGCGCGACGCGGUGUUAUCAGAAUGUUAAUCGCAGUAGUGAUGAUGUUCGCCGUGUGCAACCUGCCUCAGCAGGCGCGUAUUCUCUGGCGGCACUGGGGUCCGAACUACGAUAACACAUCGGACUUCAGUACUCUGCUGACCGUGUCGACUUUCCUCAUCUCGUACAUGAACUCCUGCCUGAACCCACUGCUGUACGCCUUCCUGUCGCGCAACUUUCGCAAGGGUAUGGGCGAGCUGCUGCACUGUAGGGGCGCGAGGAACGACGGCGGCGCCUUGGCGAUGGUGUGCGCCAGCGGCGACCACAACCGCCACGAGAACGGCGUCAGCACGCAUCUGCCUCAGAGCUCGGUCGUCCGAUUCAACUCCGUUCACAACAGUAUGUCCACCACCCGGCAGACCAUCACUCGGCAGAGCACUUACGGCAGGAGAACUUGAAUCAACUACCGCCGUUGACGCGACGGGAGGUAGAUCGCGAAGCGAUUCUUUACAGGGUAUUCCAGGACGCUGGCUGGCAGAAUCCUUCUCAGGGAGGUGCGCGAGCGCCUGCGGAAUCUUUUUCUAUCUUGACUCGCAGUUUAUUUUAGCGAAUAUGUGAACGAGGCGUUGCGUUGCUACGCGGCAUCCCACGUGUCCUGAGACUGUGACUUCGAAUUAGCCGAUUCAGUUCGCAGUCAUUAGAGAGAGGGACGAGGUUUGGAGCGGUCUGUAUAGGUCAAACGAAAUGAAACGUUUCAUGGCGACGAGCCACCCCCUUUUCAGCUCGGAAGGCUCUAUCGGGAAGCUUAUUUUCAGAGUACCCCGAAUUCGAUAUCAAAAUAAUUUUCAGAAUCUUGGUUACGGAAAAUGGACUUCUUACAAAAUUUAGAUCCGACACACUUUGAAAAUUAGCUCUUUGAUUCUUUUAAAUCGCAAACCGUAUUGUCUCAAAGGGCGUAGAACUCGCAGCUCAAUUUCAUAUGCGUGACGUUAUAAUUUUGCAAUCUCAAACUAUGCCGACCACGCAUAUUGUGCAAUCGCAGGAAUCGCCGCGUUUCGGGAACAACGUGCAUUGUUAGUGAUAGUUCCUGUUGCAUAAAAAAAAGAGAAAGAGGGAAAGAGAGAGAGAGAGAGAGAGGAAUAGAGAGCGAGCAAGUUUUGGUCGCGGUUAAACGGUGUCAGUGGCAUGCAACUUUGUCGAGGUGUGUGCAACGCGUGUGUGUACGACGAAGUUGAGUACGGCGAGCUUAAUCGGAGCUUAUUCAGAGCAUAUUACGUACUCCCAUUUCCACUCCCAUUCUUUGUCCCCAGGCGCAUAAACAAUACAGAAUACUGAAACUAUUGUGGGUUCCGUACUCGGUUUAACGCAAGAAGAAACUACAUUAUACAAGUCACGGCCGAGAUCUGUAUUUAUGAUUGCGUCGCAUAUUGAAUUGUCCGAACUUAAAUAUCGUACAACUUUUGAUAAAAUAUACAUUUUCUUUGCGCCUCUCAUUUAUUGCACACGAGUGUCACGCCGGUAUAUAAUGUUUUUUGCAAAAUAAUCCAUACUUAAACUGUGUGGAAAUGUCUUUCAGUUUUCAAAUGAAAAAUCUCGCAACUCUUACCCAUCACAAAAUUACUUCUCCAAGAGCUUGCUUGAAUUACGCGCAUCAUUUAACAAAUUGUCAACCGUACUUACCGAGCGCGAUUCGUACUUAUCGAAAAUGCUUGGAAAGAGAACGUUCGGUCUUGAAAUUUUUGGAGCCCGAUAUCUCUGGAACGUUAAAUAGGUACACUCUGAGACUGACAUAUCUGCGAUUAUCUUGACGAGACCUUUCAUUUCGUACCUACUUUUGGGGUCGAUCUUGUUUUCACUCUUUAAAUUUGAGAAAAAUAAUAACAUUUUAACUUCUUAAUUAUUAUUAAUUCUAAGAUUGGCGAGUAUAAAUUGUGAUAAUCGGCUUGAAGUCUUAUUUAUAAAUAAUAAGACAAAGUCUAAAGCACUCAUCAGCUAUUACUCUCUUUAACAGAGUUUAAUGUCAAUUGUUGAAGUAAUCAUUAAAUAAUUAGCUACAUUGUAAAUCUUUAGUGACUUUUGUCCGUAAUGAGAAAAUAUCCGGUGAUUCUGAGACAUUCUGCGUAGAAUUCAAUCUCGUUCUAUUAGGAGUCUAUAUUAUGUGGCAAGUCAAUUCGUGAAAUAUCGCGUACACGCGAAGUGCUCAACCACGACUUCGUAAGUGGCAAAAGUCCGGAACGGUUUCGAAAGUAAAAUACUUUUAGAAGUAUAAGCACUGCUUCGACGAAGCGCCAGGUAAUUUGCUCGAGAAGAAAAGUUCCUCUUCGACUGAGUAUAUAUAUAUUCUUAUCCCAACACGUUCUCAACUGUGCCCUUUCAAAGAUAAAUCUACAUUCCCCAUGAGUAAGCGUCUCCCUGCCUUUCUGUAUCGUCCUCGCGAUUGUCACAUUCCUCGAACGUGUUGUUAACACGUGUUUUCCGUGAUACACUAUAUAAAAUUCAUGGGAAAAUUUUAUUGUACGUGUAUAUGUUCCCUUUAUUCGCACCAAGCCAAAGUUCUGACUCCAAGUAAAAUAAUAACGAUUUAAGUAAAUAAUAAGGGCAAGGUGCUGCAAGUAAUUAUAGUGAAUGAAAUAUUUUAUAGGUCAAAGAACGUUUUUUUUCUUCAAAGUUAAUUGCAUUUUAGGAUGUACUAAUAAGAUUUUUCUUCAAUUAAGCUUUAUAUGAAGAUAAAUUGCUUUUUUUCUUAUUGUACAUACUACCUCAUUUACGACGUACGAAGGGGUGAUUGAAAACGGAAACGCAUUAGGUCCAGCGAGAGAAUGAUAAAAAAAAAACCGCGACGCAUACGUUUCACGCUAUUUUCAUCGGGAAGGGUUCGCUGUUGUUUUGCGAGAUAACAUGGGUUUUGCAUUAAUGUGGAGAUGCUACGGGUGUUUAGCAGUGAUACAAGAAAUUUUUGGAUCAGCCUGAAAAUGUCGACGCGAGAUAGCGGACGAGGUGCAAAGUGUCUCAGAGUUACCUCUUUCCAUUUUAAACGUUUGCUGCAUAAUUAAUUUGAUAAAAUUUUUCAAAUGUAAAGAAAUUUGUGUAACAUUGAUGAAAAUAAUAACUGAAAAUAAUAAGAUGAUAGCUUUAACUACGAAAGUACCGUAAAUGAACAGUAAGAUAUUGCACGGUUUAGUUUUACUUUAACAGUAAAUAAAUUUUUUAAAUUUACUAGUCGAAAUUAUUAAUGUUACAAUAGACAUAAACAAGUUGAAAUGCGUGUUGAUUUAAUUUUAAUUUAAUUGACUUUUAAAAAAGACUCAAAUUUUAAUUGAAUUUUAAUUG